AUACAAAGUAAAAUAAAACUGAUUGAUUGACAACUACCCAGGAGGCACCAGUGCAAAGCACCGAAGAAUCAGGCAAAACUGUAGUCAGGGACAGGCUGAGGUCAGGGCAAAUGGAGUAUGUGCCGUAAACGGCCUGAGGUCAGGGCAGGAAGUGAAGGGUCAAUACAGAAGUCAGGCACAAGUCAAGUCCGGCAGUGGAGGGUCAAUAUCCAGAAAACUGACAUAAGUCGGUACACAAGCAGACAAAUGAAUAAAGCACACCUUAGCAAGAACUAGCACACUAGGAAUCUCUUGUUCAGGCACUUACAAGGUGGCCAGCUAUUGGCUGGUGUGGAUUAGGAUGCGCACGCUCUGGCCUUUUAUGAGCAAGAGUAAGUAUGCGCUCUACAUGCAAAGGAGGAGGAGGAGAGGCUUUGCUGCGUGGAGUGACAGAGCAACCCCAGUAGCAGUACCUGGUGGAAAGAGGGGAAUAACGAAAUGCAGGUCUGUGCCACCGGGUCACAGACCAGGACAGGUAAGCAGAACAAAUGUAGCCCGCGCUGCCACUGUAACAAAUUUCAAUUGUGUAAAAGUAUAAACCACAAAAACAAUUAUAUACAUUUGGUUUUGCAACAUACCAUAAAGUAAAGUCUUAUCAUUUUUUAAAAGGCACAGUUAACAGUGUAGAAAUCUGUAAAAACAAUCGAGGAAUAGAGAUUUUACGGAACACACCCCAACCACCCACACUUGCAAAAAAGAAGAGAAGAUACAGACUGUGUGGGUAAUGACUAUGCUAAGAGGAUGUGGCAGGUUCAUCCACAAGGCCAAGGUUCUGUGUGAUAUCCCCAUUCAGCUGCCAGGAACCACCACCUCUUCCUACUACUUCUCCGUCAGACGGCAAUGUCCUACUGAGGAACUGCGAGAUUUUGCAUUGCCUAAUGCCACAUGGAGCCAGAACCUGAAGGUUCUAUACAACAAAUUCAUGGACCUCAGUGAAAAUGGCAGCUGGAAACGGAUCCCUUCCCACAACACCAUUGCUCAUCAUUUAGAAGGUGACCCUCUCGCAACUGGGAUAGACAAACGGAUGUUCCUCAGAAACUUAGACGAUGAUGGUCUCGGAUUUGAGUACUGCAUGUUUUAUAACAAGGAUGAGAGGAGAAUGGUCUGUCUUUUCCAGCCUGGCCCCUACCUUGAAGGUCCCCCAGGGUAUGCCCAUGGAGGCUGCAUUGCCACCAUUAUUGACAGUACAGCUGGAGCAGGAGCCGUAUAUACAUGUGGUAGCGUCAUGACCGCUAAUCUCAACAUCACCUACCACAAGCCCAUACCCCUAGGGUGCACCUUGUUUCUGGACAGUCAUGUGGACAGAAUUGAAAGAAGGAAGGUGUACUCAAGCUGUCAGAUUCAAAGUCAUGAUGGUGCAACACUUCAUGCAGAGGCCACAGCUCUCUUUAUAAAGGCGAACCAAUGAGUGGGAACAACUGAGAACAGAUCAUCCAUGGCUGUCCAUGAGCCUGGCCAACCAAAAGAAAAUGCACAAAGUGGUCUACAGAAUCUAUAUGUACCUUUGACUUCAUGGCAGCUGGAAACCACUAAUAAACAUAGAA
Molecule: messenger RNA, 1583 nt
Organism: Bufo bufo (common toad)
Lineage: Eukaryota; Metazoa; Chordata; Amphibia; Anura; Bufonidae
Product: acyl-coenzyme A thioesterase THEM4-like
Exons: 7
Coding region: 764-1447 (227 amino acids)
Source: RefSeq, a predicted model, not a curated record